Brachypodium distachyon (stiff brome) is the source of this 3801-nucleotide messenger RNA. RefSeq names its product kinesin-like protein KIN-12A. Gene Ontology annotation, biological process: microtubule-based movement. Bases 92 to 3505 code for a protein of 1137 amino acids. The transcript has 16 exons. The record is from RefSeq and is a predicted model, not a curated record. Gene Ontology annotation, molecular function: ATP binding; microtubule binding; microtubule motor activity. Lineage: Eukaryota; Viridiplantae; Streptophyta; Magnoliopsida; Poales; Poaceae.
AUCUUCCUUGUCCUCCCUCCCCUCUCUCUCUCUCUCAUCCCCAACGUCUCCUUCCCUUCCCCCCCACACACUCUGUCUGGGCUCCGCGACAAUGAGAUCGCUCUUCGCCAAGCAUGGGCGCCACCCCACCACGCCGCCUGCGCCCUUCGCCGGCGGCGAGACCCCGCCGCGCCGCCGCUUCCCCAAGGAGAACGUCGACCCUUCCUCCCCGGCGCACAAUCCCCACGCCUCGGAGCACGCAUCCCCUUCCCCCUACCGUUCCCCUUCUUCCGCCGCCAAGCCGUUCGGCAUACGCAACAGGAGCCUACCCCCGCGGCCCCCGUCGUCCAACCCCCUCAAGCGAAAGCUCGACGUCUCCCCCGCGAGGACCGCCGCUGGCCCUGUGCUCGAGGGCGCUACUGCAUCCGAUUCUGGGGUCCAGGUGGUGGUGAGGAUACGGCCGCCGUGCCAGGUGGAGGGGGAGGAGGCUGGGGAGGAUGGGCGGGGAUCUGAGUGCGUGCGCAAGAUGGCGAACAACUCGGUCGCGAUUCAGGGGCAGGACUUCACUUUCGAUGCGGUCGCUGACGCGGCCUCCACGCAGGAAGAUGUAUUCAAGCUUGUUGGGCUACCGCUUGUUGAGAAUUGCUUGUCGGGUUUCAACAGCUCAAUAUUUGCCUAUGGCCAGACUGGGAGUGGAAAGACAUACACAAUGUGGGGCCCUCUCUCUGCACUUUCAGGAGGCUCGAUGGGCUGCGAGAGGGGACUGACACCACGUGUUUUUGAGCAGCUGUUCUCCCGGAUUAAAGAAGAACAAGCAAAACACAUGGACAAAGAGCUAACUUACAAUUGCACCUGCUCUUUUCUCGAGAUCUACAAUGAACAAAUAACCGAUUUGCUAGAUCCACUGCAAAAAAAUCUUCAGGUUCGAGAGGAUGUUAGAACUGCUUGUGUUUAUGUUGAAUCAUUGACAAAGGAGUUCGUUUUCAGUGUGAACGAUGUAAAUCAGCUAUUGGUGAAGGGCCUGGCAAACCGGAGAACAGGGUCAACAAGUGCGAAUGUGGAUAGUUCACGCUCUCAUUGUGUUUUUACAUGUGUCAUUAAAUCCGAAUCGAAUAAUCUUGAAGAUGGCUCAAACUGCAUAAGAAUAAGCAGGAUAAAUUUAGUAGAUCUUGCUGGAUCUGAGCGGCAAAAGCUAACUCAUGCAGCUGGGGAUCGCCUGAAAGAAGCAGGAAAUAUAAAUCGGUCCCUUUCAGCACUCGGAAAUUUGAUUAAUAUACUGGCAGAAAUUUCACAAUCUGGAAAGCAAAGGCACGUUCCUUAUCGUGAUUCAAAGCUGACAUUUCUAUUACAAGAAUCCCUCGGUGGUAAUGCAAUGCUUGCAAUGAUUUGUGCUGUUUCACCGUCAGAAAGAUGUAAGAGUGAAACAUUAAGCACUCUUAGGUUCGCUCAACGUGCUAAAGCUAUAAAAAACAAUGCUGUUGUCAAUGAACAAAAAGAGGAAGAUGUCAAUGCACUGCAUGAGCAGAUCAGGCAUUUGAAGGAUGAACUUCAUCGAAUGAAGUCGAAUGUAGGCUCUGAAGGAGGCAAUGCCAAUUUUUCUACUGGAUGGAAUGCCAGGCGCAGUUUGCAUCUACUAAAAAUGAGUUUGAAUCGUCCUACAACAUUCCAGGCUAUCAAAGAAGACAGCGAUGAAGAAAUGGAGAUAGAUGAGAAUGAUGUUGAGGAUCCCUGUAAUCAUGAAAGUAUGGUAACAUCCCCCUCAGGUCAUAACGAUUCUAAAAAGUUUCAGGCUUCAGGGGAGAUACAUGCUGGCUCUUCACACAUUGAUGCUUUUGAUGGAGAUAAAAAUUCGAUGCCUACAAAAAGGUCAUGUUCUGAUGCUAAUAAGCUUGGAGAUGACAGAUGCAAGUUAAACCUCGCUGCCAGCAUACAGAGAGGACUUCAAGUCAUUGAAAGCCACCAAAACAAUGGUGCAUGGAGGAGAGCCUCGGUCGGGUUAAAUGCUAGAAUUAGGGAACUUCUUCCUUGCAAAGUUGAUGUAGCGACUCAGACUGACCCUGAAGAAUUCCACGCGAGAGAUAACACACUGGCUCUAGUUCCUACUAGUCUAGUUGAGGUUUCUUCAAACGAGAGUAAGGAUCCUGAUGCUUGCAGGGAUCUACAAUUAGUUCUAGCUGAUGAUGCAGUACCAUCUAAUGAACUAAAGCAGAAGAAAAUUCUCAAAGCUGUGGAGAAGGUCCUGGCUGGAGCCAUCAGACGAGAGAUGGCACGUGAUGAACAGUGUGCAAAACAAGCUGUAGAAAUUCAACAGCUAAAUCGUUUGGUGCAACAAUAUAAGCAUGAGCGCGAAUGCAAUGCAGUAAUUGCACAAGCAAUGGAAGGAAAGAUUGCUAGGCUUGAAAGUUUGAUGGAUGGAACUUUACCGACUGAUGAGUUUGUACACGAGGACUAUCUAUCUCUUAUGAACGAGCAUAAGAUCCUCCAAAAGAAAUAUGACAAUCAUCCUGAAGUCCUACGUGCUGAAGUUGAGCUUAAGGUACUGCAGCAGGAAUUGGACUUGUGCAGGAAUUACAUGGAUGAGAAAGAAGUUUUACAGGAGGAGAUACAUCAUCUGAAAAGUCAGUUGCAUUAUAUGCUUUCGUCAUCUGCAUCAAUUCGCAGGCUCUGGCCUCCACUGCAAUUGUGCCAGAGCGUUAAUCCUUCACCCGGAGCAAAAGAUGGUGAUGGUGAUACAAACGUCACGGACACUCCUGACUGUGAUGAAGCUGAGAGUAAAUGGCUUACUCUCAGAGAAGAGCUUAGAGUUGAGCUUGAAGCAAAUAAAUCUCUUGUUGGAAGGUUGCGGUCAGAAUUAGAGUCAGAGAAAAAAUGCUCAGAGGAAUUGAAGGAGGCAUUACAAACAGCAAUGCAGGGACAUGCUAGAAUCUUGGAACAGUACGCUGAACUUGAAGAGAGGCAUAUCGGUUUGCUUGCAGUGCAUAGGAGGAUCCGUGAAGGUGUUGAAGAUGUUAAUAUGAGGGCUGCAAAAGCUGGUGUCAAAGGAGCUGAGUUGCGGUUCAUAAACUCCCUUGGUGCUGAAAUCUCCAUCCUGAGAGCAGAAAAUAAAGGCCUUCAGGACCAGCUAAGGGAUACAGCUGAAGCUGUUCAAGCUGCUGGUGAAUUGCUAGUGCGAUUAAAGGAGGCUGAGGAAGCCACAGCAGUUGCCCAGAAGCGAGCCUCGUUGGCUGAGGAGGAGACAGAGAAAGCCUAUCAGGAGAUUGAUAACCUGAAAAAGAACUACGACCAGGAAAUCGUCGCGCUAAACUAUCGCCUCACAGAAUACUGCCAGCAGAACAACAAUGCUUUACUGCCGGCUGCAUCCAGCAAUCUCGAGGCUGCUACCACGGAUGACGCAGUUGGUAGUUGCCCUGGUGACCAGCAAUGGCCGAGGGAGUUGGACGCCUUCCACCAGCGUGGAUCACUGGAGGUAACCAAGAGCACCGACCUCAACUCGUGGUUCUCUGGCUACGAUAGAUGUAACAUCUGAUGGAGCCGCAUGUCUGUUAAGUUUUCUCUUUGUACCUUAGAGGAAAGGGGUAGUAGCACUAUGUUGUACAUCACAGAGGACGAUGCUACUGAUGAAGGUGCGUCUCUCUUCACUGUCUCUGUGAGGCGUGGCGCUACAGAUCCUGCUUACUAUUCUCCCAUUGUAUAUUUCGAUGUUGAUGAACCCUCUACAUUACAAGAGCGGGAGCAAUGCUUUUGUGAUUUAUCGCUGUAAUCUUUUACUGAAGAGCACUUGAUAAUCUUUUACCGAAGAGCAUUUGGUACCAUGCGGCUUUA